Molecule: messenger RNA, 770 nt
Organism: Biomphalaria glabrata
Lineage: Eukaryota; Metazoa; Mollusca; Gastropoda; Planorbidae
Exons: 4
Coding region: 1-594 (197 amino acids)
Source: RefSeq, a predicted model, not a curated record
AUGGUUGACCUCAAGCAAUUCUUCAUUGGUUUGAGGCGCAAGAAUAUUCUUUCUCUAGAUUCCACAACUAAGGUGCUUGUUAUCUUUAUCAAUCACACGAGUCCCAGGCCUUUAAAUACUCAGAGUUGUAGACCAGUUGCACAUCACAUCAACCUGAUCCAGUCUGCGAUCUUUGGACUGUUUCUAACGUUGCUGACAUCCAGUGCCUAUACCUGCAUCAUGCUGCGUUCUCUGGUUCUUGUUUUCUUGGUUGCUGCCUUUGGAUACGCCGCCGCUGAAUGGAGUGGAUUUUCUUCCUCCUACUUAGACGUAAAUAUCCCAGACUGUAUAACUGCAUCUGUAAAUUCCAUUGAGGAGUUCUACAUUGUGCUUAACAAAUUAAAUCUUAUGGCCAUAAAAAAAUUUGGUUUAGAAGCGUUCAAAAACUAUUGGAACUCUCCAGAUUUUCUAAGCAGCUUAGCAAAACUAUUAAGAAUAACUUUGUCGGAGCUAUUGAGCUAUCUAAACUUACCACUUCUUCAUGGAUUAACGGGCAAUUUAAGUGGAGACUCUGCCCUACUCAAAAGCUUAACUUCAGGUUUACAACUUGUUUAAGAUGAUGGUAUCCACAGCAUCUGAUCUUUUCGGCUAAUUAAUGUUGAUACGAAAAAUAAUGUAGAAUUUCUAGAUAUUUUCAAAAAAAAAAAAAUCCUUAUUUUCUAAUGAUCACGCCUAGAAUAUCAGUUUAUUCUUUAAAAAAAAUAACAAUAAAGUAAUGUGAAGAAAUCAUU